AUGGGUUUCGUAAGCUUGGACUAUCGCGUGCCGAUCCGCGGAGAUCCCGGCCGAUACCCCGGCGCCAUUGCCCAAGCGGUGGCGGUAUUACAGGCGAAGCUGGCAAACAUCGAGCGACGGCGUUCGGAAGGCGCGCUUAAUUCCGCGAGCACAUCCGAGCAUCUCGCAUCGUCGGCCGAAAGACGCGCGUAUGAACGGCGCUCACUGAUUAGUCCACAACAGGAUGAAGAAAACAACAACUGCGCUCAUCAAGCGGCACCGAACCGAGAGCCACACGCGACGACGGCACGCCUAGCCUUAGUCAAAUUAGCCUUAUUGUCGGAUAACGCGCGGGGCGCAGCGACACCGACGGAACAAUUUCGCGACGUUACGAAACUGCCGGCGGCCGGGAGGGAACCAAUCGGAGCGGGGUCACCGACCGGGUUCCGCGCACACGCCGCCGAACCGCGCAUCUGCAUCCCGAAAAUACGUGAAACCGAUUCCCUGGGAAAAGGUGAAAACGCAACUCGGCCGAGGGAGAAACUCGCGCCGGUAUGCCACGCGACCGGCCGCUAUAAAAAUAUAAACAGAUCCGCGUGCGAGGGAGACGUAAGCGGGGAGGGGGACAGCCGUAUCAUCGUGGAAAAUCGACGCUUCGUCCAAACGGUGCUGAUUGCGACGACACUAGUUAUCAUCAGGAGGGAUGUUAGA
Iphiclides podalirius (scarce swallowtail) is the source of this 690-nucleotide messenger RNA. The record is from the annotation of a GenBank genome assembly. NCBI's taxonomy places the organism in Eukaryota, Metazoa, Arthropoda, Insecta, Lepidoptera, Papilionidae.